GGGGCCGCUGAGGGCCGGCCCUGGUCCGUGCCGCCCGGCACCUCGCCGUCUCCGGGGCCGAGCUCCGACGAGCAGCGCCGCGGCGGUUCUCCCUGGGGUCUCUCCCGAUCCCGGCCCGCAGCCGCCGCCCCCCCCCGCCGGGAAACGCGCGGCGCGGCCGCAUCAAUCAUUAACCGCGGCUCGGGUGUCCGGCGCCUCCCUCCUCGGGAAACCGUACCCGGGGCGGCGGGCACGUCUCUCCCGGCCCCCCGGGCGCGCUGGAUGCGCCGCCGGUUUCCAGUUACCGCGAUGCCGGGCGGCGGGGUGGGAGGAGGCGCGGCGGUGCCGCCGCUGCCCGUGCUGCAAUGAGUGAUGCUGCCGGGGGCGGCGGCGGCGGAGGAGGAAAAGCGCAGAGCUACCGCGGCUCCUCCGCCGGCGGCUGCGGGAGCGGCGGCUUCACCUCGCCCGGGCGGCGGCGGCGGCGGCGGAGGCGGCGUGCGGCGGACGGCGGGCAGGAGGCUGCCGGGGGUCCGGGCGCCGUUGGGGGCAGCAUGCCGGGGGACGAGGGGGACAAGGAGGAGGCGGCGCCGCCCGCCCGCCCCGCCGCCCUGCUGCGCUGGGACGAGGUGCCCGAGGACUUCGUGGAGUGCUUCAUCCUCUCGGGCUACCGACGGCUGCACUGCUCGGCGCAGGAGUGCCUGGCCUCGGUGCUGCAGCCCACCAACGAGACGCUCAACUUCUGGACCCACUUCAUCCCUCUGCUUCUCUUCCUCAGCCGCUUCGGGCGGCUGCUGCUGCUGCGGGGGGCCGGGGACGUGCCCUUCCACCACCCGGCCCUGCUGCCCCUCUGGUGCUACGCCUCGGGGGUGCUGCUCACCUUCGCCAUGAGCUGCACGGCCCAUCUCUUCAGCUGCCUCUCCCCGCGUCUCCGCGCCGCCUUCUUCUACCUGGACUACGCUUCCAUCAGCUACUACGGCUUCGCCAGCACCGUGGCCUACUCCUACUACCUGCUGCCAGGGCUGAGCCUGCUGGAUGCCGGCGUCUUGAGCCGCUACGUGCAGCAGCAGCUGGGUUGGCAGCUGGACUGCAGCCUGCCCAUCGCGGCCUACCGUGCCCUGGUGCUCCCCGUGGCUCUGGCACUGGCCGUGGGUUGCACGGCCGCCUGCUGCCGCAGCCGCGCUGCCUGCUGCGCGUACCCUUUUGCCGUGCGCACCUUCGUGUUCGCCAUGCCGCUGAGCAUGGCCUGCCCCAUCAUGCUGGAGAGCCUCAUCUUCGACCUCCGCACGCGCAACCCCACGCUUUUUGUCUACUUCUACCGCCGCUACUUCUGGCUGCUGGUGGCCGCCUUCUUCAAUGUCAGCAAAAUCCCUGAGCGGAUCCAGCCGGGGCUGUUUGACAUCGUGGGGCACAGCCACCAGCUCUUCCACAUCUUCACCUUCCUCAGCAUCUACGACCAGGUGCACUACGUGGAAGACGGGCUGGCUGAGUUCCUCAAGGCAGCCCCGGCCGCCCCCACCUACCUGGGCACCGUGGGGUACAUGCUGCUGCUGACAGUCUGCCUGGCUGUGGUUGUCAGGAGGUUCCUCAAUGUUGCAGACCUCUGCAAGCAGGACUGAUCGUGCCAGCGGCCACCGUACCAUUGGCCCUCGGGCUGGAGACAGUUGAGCUGGUGACCUUCACAGUGGUGACCGUCAGACUGGCCCAGCCGUGUCCUGAAGAUGCUGUGAAUCUGGAGGAAAGACACCUGUGGAAGAAGGUUUCCAGAGAAAACGGUGGUGGUGAAACUGCUCGUACUCUUUAAACUACUAGGUUACCAGGGGAAGCAAGCAAACGCUUACUGGUAUGUUGCUGCUUAGAGUAUAAGCUGAAAUAAUUAAGCUCUGCUACUAGGAAGAAUGCAUGAACUGUGAAUGCCACUUACUAGUUCAUAACAAUUAGGUUUAAACUAGCUGUGUGUAUACAUAUAUAUAUAUAUAUAUUUAUAUAGAAAGCUAUUUAUUUCUUAGCUACACAUAUAUGUAUAUAUAUAUAUAUAUAUACACACCUGAAGACUUGUGCAAUGAUUGCUGAUAGACUUUUAAUCAAUUCCUGUGUGAAAUUUCCUAGCAGAUUAUGCACUGACAUUUAUCUUCCUCUGUGAUACUGUAACAGGCCUUUGCAGCCACAUACUGGAUUUUAAAUGCAAACAAAUUAAUAGCUGUCGAUACUUUUUAAGGCCUCGUGGCCUUUUUCAGCCAGGGAACAUAACAGAUUUAAUAGAGAGCAAAACCAGCUGUGAAUUAUUACAGAAUUACCAGUUGACGGAGAGACUUUAAUUAGACGGGCAGUGAAGCUUGAGUGGUUGGUGUAGCUGCUCGGAUUCUACAAUAAAAUACAGGGAUAUGUAAAAGAACUGAACCAUAAAGGGGUCAGACGAGUUUAAAGUGGGGGCAGGGGGAAAGAAGGGCACUGCAUAAUGGCACAGCUCUUCCCCGGCAUGUCAGGAGCAUCUGUCACAUUCAGGGGGUUGCUAGGGGGCCCCUUUAUCUUUCCCAGUAAAUCACCCCAACAUCAGCCCUUCAUAGUCAAGGUCAGAUGCCAGACUUUCUAUAAGCCCCUGCCAAGCUCGGUAGGAGUUCUUUGGAUGUAAAGAGGGUAAGUGAUGCAUGAGAUCUUGUUCUGGGUCUUUGAAAGAAUUACAUGGAACUGGUGUCUUCUGCUCCUUAAUUAGAGCACUCUGACAAAUUUGCCACCCUAAAAUUAGGUGCAGAAUAAGGUACUGCUGAAUAUGGGUUCAGGACCGACGAGCACUGGAUAUUGACACUUCCACGUAAUUCCCUGCUUUUUCCUAUGCUGAUCAAUUUGGGCUGCAGCUGGGUGCUUUGAAGUCCUCAUCCAUUAACUUUAGGCGGGUUUCAAAGAGAAGAAUGAUGAGUUAUUUUCCAAAGCAGUGUCUUUGCUCAGCAACCCAGGUAAUAUCCUUCUCACACCACAAACAACUAAGCGUAGAUUUAACUUACUCUUCAUAGAAAGAGAAUUUUUUUAAACUAUAUGCAGAUUUUAAACAAAUGCAUUUUGUCUGACAAAACAAGUAAGAAGCGUGCAAUAAUAACACAAGGGGUUACAACUUGAAGUUCAGGUGUGAAACUGCUGUAUACCCCCAUUUUCAAAAAGAAGGGUGGUACUUCCUUGGGAAACACCGAUGUCAUACCGCACAACAGCACAGUGCUUCUUUAACUCAACCUCUUUGCUUCUAUUGUGGAAAUACUUCUGCUUGUAUCUUCCCCAUUAUCAUGGUCUUGGCAUCCAAACUCCAAGUGUAUGUUUUGAGUCCAGUCCAAUAGUCUUCUGCAAGACAAAGUCCCCUUUGUUUAUAACAGGAGUAUAGGAGGGACUGUAGCUAGGGAUUAUGAGGUCAUGUCCUUAAUAUAGGUCAGAAUCAUCACAGAAACCAAUAAUUGAUAUGUCCUGUACCAAUGUUAGACUUGUGAAAAUUUCCCCGUGAAAGCGUACAAUCUAAAGGAAAAUACAGGCCUGCUUCACUUUGCCUUUUAUCUUAACCCAUUUUAACAGCAGUAGGUUGGUUUUAGAUUUUUGAUGAAUAAUGAGAAUGGCCUAACAAAAAUAUGUGUUCUUUGCCAGCAGCAGCUCUGUGAUUUGUGGUGGGGUCACAUACGGUCUCUGAGAGAGACUGGUUAGAAUUUACAGGAACAGUGGCUCCCAGCCUGUGACCUCCUGUGUUACCACUGAUGGUCCAUAAAAAACAGCAUUCUCUGUGUGGCUGUCUGUGUUUUGUUUUCAUUUGCCAACCUGCACUGAAAGGAAAUGAGAAAUACACCAAGUAUUGUUAAGGUUGAAUAUUUUCAGUGAUUCUUAUCAUAAUUGUGGCAUUGCUUUAUUCAGCUGCCAGUAAAGCAGAAAACAAUUUGCACCAUAGGAGAAGUUGGUUUAUGGCACCGUUGUGCUUUGACGUGUCUGUUAUAACAUCAAGAACUGCAACCUGAAUGAAUUUACACAACUUCAGAAGGAGGUCGGUAUCUCUGAGAUGAACUGUAUUCAAGUUAAAAUAAUAGAUGCAUAAUAGUUAGAGCCCAAAUGACUCAUCCAAAUUUCAAAACUAAUUAUUUAGAAAUUGCUUGCCUGGGAGAUGCCACUGGCACGUAUAACCGGCAAUUAAAGACUAGGAAAAAAAUUGAAAAGGCUGGGGACAGCAAAUCUCAGCGCAAGCAGACAGCUUAGAAACAAGUGACAAUAAAAGCCAAAUGUAAAAAAGAAAAAGGCCUUUAAAGCAUACUGCAUAAUGAAUUAUAGUUGUGCUUGUCACUCACAAUGUAGAGGACAUCUCAAGAGGCAAUGUCAAAAAAGGCUGUUGCUAACUUGUAAAAAUACAUUUGAUAUUUGCAGCUAGGCCACACAGGGUCGUCUAUAUAUAUCCCAACUACAGAUAACAGUAUAAAGGUUGGAUUGCAACCAACUGCAAUUUUACUGGAAUCUUUGAGCGUCACAACAGUUGCCUGUGAGGCCCAGUCGCACUGCAGAUUUGGUACCAGGACCUGAUAUUGAGAAUACUGAUUCAUUUUGAAACAUUUCUGUUGGCAAAAUGUUGAGGCACAUGAAUGAGCCUGAGCACUUUGUGGAAUUAUUUGCAAAUGCUGGUUGCAGGUACUACUCUCUGAGCCUCUGUAAGCAGACUGUGUAUCAGGAGCCAAUGAGUGGAGGGAGACGCGAUUCAUUUUAAGGCAUUCUAAUGAAUGUAUGUUUGUUCAUUUGUCUGUUUGCUUAUAUGUGUCUGUAAAUUAAAAAGUUACAGGGAGUGCACAGAAUAUCUAGGGAAACGCUUCUUGAGUGUGUAUUUAUUCAGCAAAGGACAACAUUGUGCAGAUAAUUGCUCCAUUUGCCAUGAUGUUCAAUAGCAAGUCUCCAUGAAUAAGGAGAAACAAAACUGAGUUAAAGAGAUUAAAAGUGGAACAAGACAUCUAUAUUUAUAGUACUUGAAUUUGCUCUUGUAGAAGUCAAUGUCCACAUUUGUGCAGCUUGUAAGGAAGCAGGAUCUCUGUUUGAUUUGAAAGCACACAUGGCUGAAUGUCCAUAGGCACAUCCAGAGCUCAGUCAGGAGGUCUGACCAAUGGGCCAAAUGCAUAAGGACAUCCUAAAAACAAACUUUUUUGCUUAAGUACCUGUCAUAAUAUUUUAAUCGUCUGGGUACUUAACAUAACGUCUAUGCUGUGGUUAGGGAGCGAAGGACUCCAUAGCUCAUCUUUAAAACCAAAAAGGCUUUUCAGGCUUUUUGUGGUAGAAUGUGAAGUACAGGGUGAGUACAAGGGGAAGGCCUGGAAAUGCAAGUGUUUGUCCUUCUCUAGCCAACACUGACCUUCAGGCUGACAUACCUGUGCAAUACGAACUGACUGUCAGCGGGGUCAGUUUCCAGAGUGUUGGUUAUGCUGGUGACACAGUCACUCCCCCUUGCAAUUAGCAUGUGCUUAGAACUGCAGUCAACAUACUGGAAGAUAUUGAUGAUGCCUGGCUUCUGGGCACUUCGCAGGUACCUGUAAGCUUCAAGCUCAUCUUUGUGUAAGAUCAAUAUACCUGGUCUGUAGUUACUAUCCCAUAUUCUAUGGCGGAAUGCUAUUUCUUCUUCUGCAGUGUAUUCAUUUGAAUGUCUGCACAGCUGUGAGCAGCUUCAUUAGCAAGACUGGAGCCCGCACUCUGGAAACAAAGGGGAAGUUUUCAUCUGCAUGCUGUGCUUGUAGAAAUCUAGCAGGUAGAAGUGGAAACACAUUGGAUUUUACUAAAAUUAUAGUUUUGCUUAAUUGUUCAAGUGUCAUUAUUUAUACGCUGAAUCCAGAUACUAUGUCUCUGUCAACAGAACCCUGACAGAAAAUGACAGUCUGAAAGUUUUACUUUAUAUUUAAGUAAACUUUCUGAGGCAGCACAUUCAUAAAAUAUUAUUGCACUUAGUUGAUUACCAUCCACAUGCCUUACAGAAGCAAACCAUAACUGUAUUAGUUGUCCAGGUUAUACUGUUUUUCUUUGCCUGUGAGUGUAAUGAUGACCAAGUGGCCUGUAACAAGCUGAGGAGUCAGGCACUCCUGCUUUCUCAUCCUUGCUUUGCCACUACUGUUCUGUAAUCUUGGGCAAGUUAUUUGAACUGUGUUCAUUCUGAAUGAAUUUAAUUCAUGUAAAUCACUGGAAUUGUACCAGGGUUGAAUGUGACCCUCUGUGUCUCAGUUUCCUCUUCUGUAAGAUGGGGAGAAUAUACCUUACCUACCUCGCAGGGUUGCUCAGAAGACUAGCUAAUGUUUGUAAAGCACUUAAAAAUGCAAAGACGCUCCUAGGUGCUAAGAAGAAAUAUUGCUGAACUCCAGCAGAGAGAAUGUCAUAUAUUCAAUUGUUCCUCAUCUCACUCAGAGAGGAACAUGAGUGUUACUUAGACCACGAACUCUUGGGACAAACCGUCAUUGUUGUCACACUCAGAGGAAGUUCAUAUCCCAUGUCCUUUGGAGUCAGUGGCAAAAUUUCCUCUGGAUUUGGGCAGGGGGGCAGUUGCAAUUUAAAGCAGUAGUAAACAGGCUGACUAAAUACACAAGGGUCAGGAGUAAAGAGAAAAUAUAUGUGAGCUAAAUAGUUUUCUUUUCUGAAAUUCUCUCUGGUGACUUGCUUGUGCUGAAGGCCUUGUUCAUUUAACCAUGGGUUGUAUUCCAGUUACUGUGAAACAACAGAGCAAGAUUUCCUAUCAGUGUCUGUAAGAGUGGGGUUAUGGCUCAACUGCCACUGGGGAUUUCAAUCAACUUUAAGCUACUUCUUAUCAGAGCAAAAAGACCUUAAGUAAAUCAAGUUUGUAAAGAUGUAUAAUCGUUAGGGAAUGUAAACUUACAUUGAUCAAAUACACAACUUUUUUCUCCUCUCAUUUCCCAAACUUGACAACAUGGAACCAAUCGUAUUCUUAAGCAAAACUGAAUUUAGGCCUUCUUAUCACCUAUGAGUACCCUAGCAUGGAGCCCUGACUACUCAUCCCGCUAACCCACACUGCCCUUCCCUUGUAGCACCAUUGAGUACAGGGCAAUGUUUUUAAGAGCUUUUCUAACUGGCAGUGGUAGUGAACACAAAAGCAACAACAACAAAAACCAACCACAACAAAAAAUAUCAACAGAUUUGAGUGAUCCAUUAAGUCAAAGCCUCUAAUCAUAAGGAAUUCACUCUAUCCAAAUAAAUUCCUAGUGUCUGUUAUACAUCUGUAAGUCAGGGCUACACAACCAACACACAAGUUACACCUGAGACUGUACCUUCUUCUCCUCAGGUGAGAUGCAAGAUGCUGAGCAAGCAUCACAUGCGCUGAAAGAUACAGAUCUCUAUUCAAGAUGCUUAAUGUUUUGGAGCUGGAUGUGGAAUCAGUUAUUUUCACAACUUGAUUAGACAGAUGCUGUUUCAUUCCACUGAAUUCAGUAAUGAAUUAAUGACUGAGGCAGAGAAAGCGAGCUUUUGCUCAAAGUUGCCUGUAAGGAAACACCAGCAGACUGCUGCCUUCAGGGCAAUUGCUUCCUGGCUGACCAUACAAGAUGGAGGAUUCUGAAGUAGUGCUUCACUGUUUUGUGUGAAUGCCUAAGGAUUUGUGUUUGUAGCUGGGGGGGCAAUAGUGUGAAGAAACAGUUUAUAGCAAGUCAAUUUUUUUUUCUGUCUGCUAGAGAUUCGAGCACGCUUUAGUAAGAGGAAUCACAUUUAAGGGUCUGUGCAUGCAAUGAACAAAAAGUGUGAGUUUUAUUUGAUUCUGUUGGGAGGGGUUGAAAAUUUUCUCUUUGUACACUUUUGGAUGCUGACAACUGUAUAUGUAAUGACUAUGCAUUUUUAGCAAAAAAAAAGUGUGAGCUAUAAAUAAAGUUGAUUCUGAGUACA
Coturnix japonica (Japanese quail) is the source of this 7848-nucleotide messenger RNA. RefSeq names its product progestin and adipoQ receptor family member 9 (gene PAQR9). Gene Ontology annotation, cellular component: membrane. The record is from RefSeq and is a predicted model, not a curated record. Gene Ontology annotation, molecular function: signaling receptor activity. Lineage: Eukaryota; Metazoa; Chordata; Aves; Galliformes; Phasianidae.